CGCGUUCCUCAUCUUUGUCGCUCCCUCAAUUUCCUCCCUCCUCCUUUCAGACCCUGAUUCUAUCAGAGACAACAAAAAGACACGGCCAAUAAUCAUACGCCAGUUACGGAAGAGACAAUAUGGAGUACAUUCCCGCAAAGAGACCCUCAGGAGCGCGCCGAUUCGCAAACGUUAUGCUCGCGUUCCCAGGCAUUAGGAUCAUUUGGUGUAUUUGUACAUUUGGAUACAAAUUCCCGACAAAACGCAGAGGCGAGAACUUAAUCGUGUGUAUCUUUCAAGCGACCGUAGUCUUUGUCGUUCGGUUCUUCUGUAUCAUGGGCGCCAUUUGGUACAUCAAUGCUUGGGCCGAGUACACGCUCCAAGGAAAAGCGCGGCCCUUCAAUAUUCUGGAACGCCAGGAAGUGGAUGCUGAAGGAACUUUGGCACCAUACCUCAACUUCUUCUCGACAGAGACAAACAAGAUCGAUAUCCUCGGCAUAACAUUUCAAAAUAUGACAGACGAAUUUGCUAUUAAUUACAGUUACGGUAUUAACGGCGGCAUUACAUCUGUGGGUCCAGACGACAACUACAAGUUAAACGCAGAUAACUUCACGUCGUUGCAGUAUAUGAUCCGGCACAAUCCACCUCUGCCAGCAUUUCCCUGGACACGCGUGAGUCUGCUGCACCCCUUGAACAACCUGUCAUUUUACAGCGAACGCGAAAAGCCGAAUCAGUAUUUCUUUCUUCCUGGCCACUUUGUUGAGAUCCGAUACACUCCCCAGUACUUUUAUGAGGUUUACGACCCCAAUGUGAACCCGGACGGCACAGAGAGAAACAAUGCCACUGUAUUGCAAAAAUUCAAGGCCUUCAUGGGAUACGGCGGGGAUGUCGAAAUCCCGACUUAUCAAAGUACAGUGGAGCACAUCCCCUUCCCCACCGGGAUGUACGACAACAUGACCAGCAUCAUCAUUCUCCGCCCGGAGGCUAAGCUUGUGAUCAAGACAUAUGCGUCCGAAGAUGUCACGUUCCGCGAUACGAUGUCGAAAAUCGGAGGUCUUAUCGGUCUUGUCGGAUCCAUGCUCGUCUUCCUGUUUGGUGCUUCACUCAUGUCGCCCUGGGGAUUCAUCGCUGGAGUUCCCUUCUUCCGGAGACGCAUUUCCGGCUCUCUGGCCAAGGCUUACGACAACGAGGAUGGACUCUCCAAAGGCCCGUUCACGAUCAAGAUCGAAGAGGUUGGCUCGUUUGAUCCAGAUGUCAGGACAGUGGACGAGAAAAUGACCUUUCUGAAGGAGAGAGUCGAUGAGCUCGAGAUCGUUUUGAGAGAGUAUUACCUGAGCAGCGAGGUCUUCCAAUAUUACGCGGAGGAGAGGAAGAAGCUUAAGCUCGCCAGGACUGCAUCGGUUGUUUCACGAGCCACAGGAAAAGCUAGCCUGGGAGGUCACUACUCGGACCAGCGGCCGCAGCCCUUGAUGUUGCCGAGCCAGACGUUGAUGGAGAGUCAGCAACAGCACCGGGGUCAACUUCCAUCUCCACAGUUCCCGCCCUCAUAUGCACGGCAGAGCAGCGAUCAACUGGGAAGGCAUGCUCCGGAGCCGAGUGUUUCGACCUACUAUCAGCAGCAGCAGCAACACCAACAACAACAGAGAAGUCGUCGGAGUGAUUCUGAGCAGUCGCUGUUGAGAUCUUCACGCGAGGAGAAUGAGCUCAAUUCACCGACACAGUCGGAUAGAGAUCAAUAUCAAGGGCUGCUCCAGCAUGAUCAUAACUUGCGGCGACAGUCGUUACCCCAGCAGCAACAGCAAUGGCAACAGCAACAACAGCAACAACAACAGCAGCAGCAGCAGCAGCAGCAACAGGGUGCACCAUCGUUCCCACCACGGCCGCCAAAAGACCAGAUUAUAGAAAUGACUUUGACCCCGACCCCGACCCCGUCGUUGAUCGGACAGGGAAGCGUUGUGGGUUCAGAUAUGGGGUCACGGCAUGUUGAGCAGUUGAACAUGUCGGAUCUUUCAAGGCUACCUCGAGAGUUUUAA
This is a messenger RNA of Gamsiella multidivaricata, 2012 nucleotides long. RefSeq lists its product as uncharacterized. Lineage: Eukaryota; Fungi; Mortierellomycota; Mortierellomycetes; Mortierellales; Mortierellaceae. Gene Ontology annotation, molecular function: transcription coactivator activity; chromatin DNA binding. The record is from RefSeq and is a predicted model, not a curated record. The transcript is spliced from 5 exons. Bases 120 to 2012 code for a protein of 630 amino acids.